AUAGCUAGUGUAGUCAACUGACCUAGCUAGUUCAUGCUAAAAUAAAAAAUAGUUAACUUUCAAUAGGGAAAUUGGUGGACUGGUUAGCGCUAUAGGUUGGCGUUUUGCUUUUUUAGCUAACGUUAGCUAGAUAGCUAGAUAACUAGUUAACACUUUCUAGUCGCAUAGCUAAUCAGGCAAACCAGUUCAGCGAAAAAUUAAAAGACGGUAUCACAAAAUAUAAUGGUGGCCUGAAGCGUACUCCAGUUACCGAUUAUUGCAUUUGCAGAUGUGCAAUUAGCUAUAUGAGUUUAUGGUAACAUUAUACAACAAAUAGUCCUACUUUUCCCAAAUAAAAGUGCUUUCCUAAGUCCUGUCUACUUUAUGUCCCACUAUUAAAAACAAUAGCACAAGUAUCUAAAUCCAUUCCAGAAGUCGCUGUCUUGCAGAGAAUUCUGGGAAGCAUCUCUGCUCUUUGCAGCAGUCAAGAUGUCUGACAUGGAGGAUGACUUCAUGUGCGACGACGAAGAAGAUUAUGAUCUGGAGGAAUACUCAGAAGAUAGCAACUCUGAGCCCAAUGUUGAUUUGGAGAACCAGUACUACAAUUCCAAAGCGCUGAAAGAAGAUGACCCCAAAGCAGCCCUCAGCAGCUUCCAGAAGGUGCUGGAGCUUGAAGGUGAAAAGGGGGAAUGGGGAUUCAAAGCAUUGAAACAGAUGAUAAAAAUAAACUUCAAAUUGACAAACUUCCCUGAAAUGAUGAACAGAUACAAACAACUGCUCACUUAUAUUCGGAGUGCUGUCACAAGGAACUAUUCAGAGAAAUCAAUUAACUCCAUCCUUGAUUACAUCUCCACCUCUAAACAGAUGGAUCUUUUACAAGAAUUCUACGAGACCACCUUGGAGGCAUUAAAGGAUGCAAAGAAUGACAGACUGUGGUUCAAAACAAACACAAAGCUUGGAAAACUGUAUUUGGAGCGAGAAGAAUACGGAAAGCUUCAGAAGAUACUCAGACAGCUGCACCAGUCUUGCCAGACUGAUGAUGGGGAAGAUGACCUAAAGAAAGGAACGCAGCUGUUGGAGAUCUAUGCUUUAGAAAUUCAGAUGUAUACGGCACAGAAGAACAACAAGAAGCUUAAAGCCCUCUACGAGCAGUCCUUGCACAUCAAGUCUGCAAUCCCUCACCCACUUAUCAUGGGUGUGAUCAGAGAAUGUGGCGGGAAAAUGCACUUAAGAGAGGGAGAAUUUGAGAAAGCGCACACAGACUUCUUUGAGGCUUUUAAAAAUUACGACGAAUCGGGGAGCCCCAGACGCACAACCUGUCUGAAGUACUUGGUGCUGGCCAACAUGCUGAUGAAGUCUGGAAUAAAUCCAUUUGACUCACAGGAGGCUAAACCUUAUAAAAAUGACCCAGAGAUACUUGCAAUGACAAACUUAGUAAGUGCCUACCAGAAUAAUGACAUCACUGAGUUUGAAAAAAUUCUGAAAACAAAUCACAGUAACAUAAUGGAUGAUCCUUUCAUAAGGGAGCAUAUCGAGGAGCUGUUACGGAACAUCAGAACACAAGUGCUUAUCAAACUAAUCAAGCCUUACACUAGAAUACACAUACCAUUCAUUUCAAAGGAGUUGAACAUCGAUGUAUCGGAUGUGGAAAGUCUGCUUGUACAGUGUAUAUUGGACAACACCAUUCAUGGUCGAAUUGACCAAGUCAACCAGCUGCUGGAGCUGGAUCAUCAGAAGCGAGGAGGAGCCAGAUACACGGCUUUAGAUAAAUGGACCCAUCAGCUCAAUUCUCUCAAUCAGGCCAUUGUUAGCAAACUGGCUUGAUUGACACGUUCUGUAAGACAAUCACAAUGGUCUUUACGUGAUGGUGACAUUUUAAAGAGAAGAGCCACUGGAUGAGGCCGGGUAAUUAGAGCUUGACAGGAGUGCUUUCAUCUUUCAUCUAAUUUUUGUUCUGCUGCAGCCCUUCCCUAAGACAACCUACUUUCAUAUUCAAGAAACCAAAAUCACAUGGGAUGUGUGUGGUUCUGACGUCAAGCCCUUUCCAAAACAAUGUUUUCUGAUGGGGCGAUGGAUUAACCUGAAGCAAGAUUUGAAACACAGUAUUUAGAUAAAUGUGUGAUAAAUAAAAGAAUUCUGUCUGUAAAAUUCAUCAUCUUCACCAAUUUUGAAUACUUUCCCAAUAAAUACACAUCUUGGCUGUAUUCUGCAAAAUUUCAGUUUUCCUAGCAGUGCUUUUUUGUACUUGCUAUUUUAGUUUAACAUUGGGGCCCUGUUGCCACUUUAGCAACACAAUAAAAUGGUGAGUCUCUAACAUUGUAUAGCCUGAAUUUAAGCUCCUUUGCAUUGUUUUGUUAUUAAACUGAAAGCAAGAGUAACUGCCUUUUUUUGUUGAACAUACUAUGUACAGUAUUUAAUGUUUUUGUUUUAGUGAUGUUUGUCGGGUAUUAGACCAGUGUGCUUGUCAGAAAUAGACUGGUCAUCACAGAAUUUGUUUAACCCAGCACAUAGCUUCUGAUGUGGGAUGAAAAAGCUCAUUUGAAUCACUUAUCUUGAAUGCAGAGCAUCAAAAUAAAAUUUUGCUGAUUCAAAGA
Molecule: messenger RNA, 2573 nt
Organism: Conger conger (European conger)
Lineage: Eukaryota; Metazoa; Chordata; Actinopteri; Anguilliformes; Congridae
Product: COP9 signalosome complex subunit 2
Exons: 13
Coding region: 469-1803 (444 amino acids)
Biological process (GO): protein deneddylation
Cellular component (GO): COP9 signalosome
Molecular function (GO): protein binding
Source: RefSeq, a predicted model, not a curated record